Serinus canaria (Common canary) is the source of this 4862-nucleotide messenger RNA. Its product is annotated as hydrocephalus-inducing protein homolog. Gene Ontology annotation, biological process: cilium movement; axonemal central apparatus assembly. The record is from RefSeq and is a predicted model, not a curated record. The transcript is spliced from 9 exons. Bases 694 to 2364 code for a protein of 556 amino acids. Gene Ontology annotation, cellular component: axoneme. NCBI's taxonomy places the organism in Eukaryota, Metazoa, Chordata, Aves, Passeriformes, Fringillidae.
UCCAUGGACAAAGGUUUAGAAGAAGCAGUUUCUGUGCCAGCAAGACAGCAGUCACAGUUUCCUCUUUGUUUCUGUAAAAUGAGGUGAUCCUCUGUGAUUCCCUGGCAUUCAUUAAGCUUUUUUCUGUGAGUGAUUGGAGCUGAUAUGAAAGAGGAGCCCAGUUCCUCUGCCCUGGUGGGACCUGUGUACUGGGGCUUUGACCUGCCCUUCCUCAACCCUUUAGUGGCUGAACUGGAACAAGACAAGUCUAAUUGCUAAUAAGCAAUUGCUUUUUUACUGUUCUUGGAAAUGAUCAUUACUGACGGUGACAAUGAUUUAUUUCUGCCUUCUUGCUUUUGUACUGCUUUCGUGCGCUGUGCCUUUGCUUGUUUCAUAAGUCUCAUCUCACUGCAGCCAGGGGAUUUGCCAUAUCUCAUCUGGUGUCUCCUUAUUUACCUGCUGUACUGCAUGAUUCAAUUAAGUGAAAUUAUUUUUAACUGUUAUUGUGGAAGGCUCUGGCUCUUUGGAGCAGAUUCCUCUUGUGAAUGGCCCUGAGUGGAUUGGGAAGAGGCUGGUGGGGGGCUGUGUUGUGGGGUACAGGAGCACCAGGCAGGGAAAACACUGUAGGUGGCCCUUGGUGCUUUGCUUGCCCAGUGAGAAAUGGGUUAGUGCCAGCUGAAAUUGUUUCUGUGCCUCUCCUGCAGCUCUGUGGAAAUGAAACCCCAAACCCUGAGCUUCACCAUCAGUGGGAAGGGGCAGGAGCUGCCGGUGACAGUUGUGCGCCCAAGUGCUCGCAGCAAGAGGGAAAUAGCCGUGCUGCGCUUCAAAAGGCUCCAGCUGGAGGAUACAGAGAUGCUCCCCCUGGUCAUCCGUAACAACGGCAUCAAACCUGUCAAGUUUAUGUUACACCUGGAGGAUGAGCACGGAGUGUUCUUGUUGAAAGGCAGAGCCUCCACAUUCAAGACAUUCCAAACUGGAAAUGUGGAAGGGGACUUCGGCAGAAACGAGAGCAAGCCCGCAAAGCCUUUCUUUCUUCUGCGUCAUGGGCAAUCGGCAGAGUUUGAUGUUAUUUUCAAACCCACCCUGGCUCAACGUCUGGAAGGGAAGAUUUGUCUUCUAGUGGGGGACUCCCGCCUGACCCUAACCGAGCUGGUGGGUGAAGGCCACAUGGAUGAAUUCACCCUUGAUGGGUUAAAGGAAGACCCCCAGGAGAGGAAUGCCAGGAGCAGUCUGAAGAAAGACAUUAUUGAUGCAGUCAGAGCAAAUCACAUCCAGUUUGGGCACUGUCCUGUCGGGAAGCGCUGCCGCAGGACCUUCACCAUCACCAACCACACCCGUACGCAGUUCAUGCGUUUUGUGUGGGACGCAGAUGCCACAUUCCAGUUCUCCCCCAAGGUGGGACACCUCCAUCCUGGCUGUGCCAAGGGCAUCACAGUGACCUUGAAAGCAGAUGUCCCAGGCACCUUCAGGAGGCACCUUGUGAAAUGUAAGGUGACCAAGAUCAACUUCAAGCGGCCACGAAGGAAGGUUCCAGACUGGGACGACCAAAUGUGCAUUGUGACGUGGAAGGAUAUCCCCAGGAAAGACCUGGCAGCCAGAUGGUUUAAAAAAGAGAGGGUGGUCGAGACAGUCCCGGAACCUGCUCACACUGUGCUGGAGAAGAGCAGCCAGGAGGCCGAGGUGUACCUCAGUGCCAUUGUUUUCUACACUCAGUUCAAACUGAGCACAACCAUGGUUCAGUUCAAGGAUACCUCCCCCUUGCAGACAAGGAUAGCCACUUUCAGGCUAUCCAACACAGGGAAGGUAGCCCUGGAAUACUCUUGGGAGGAAGCUGAAGAUGGUGAAGCAGUGAAGAAGCAAUACUCAUCUGCUCUGAUGCGUCAUUUCCUCUCCUCUGACACUUUAAAGCGUUGCAAAAAGAUGCUGCGUCGUUUUGGGUGGCAGCCGGAUCGUCCUUUUGAAACUCAGUCUUCUGGGCUGAAGCUGCUGCAUCAGCUGGCCAAGCGGCUGCAGCAGCAGCAGGAUUCUGAGCAGCAGCAGCUGCCCGAGCAGCAGGACCAGCCCAAGCCGUGCCGCUCAAGGCGUGUCGGUUCCGCCCUGGAAAUCCUGCCAGAUCCCUUCCAUGACCUGCCACUGUUCACCAUCAAGCCCUGCCACGGCAUCAUCGCCCCUGGCCAGAAGCAGGCCUUUCAAGUGCGGUUCUCCCCAAAGUGUGAGGGGAUGUUUGAGACCACCCUGCAGUGCAGGAUUCCUAACAUGAAGCCAAAUCAGAAGAUGAAGCAGGUGAUUGUGAAAGGCAGAGCCCGGGAGCAGAAGAUUCCUGAUAGAGCGGAGAGAGAAAGGGCAGGGAGCCAAGAAUCAGGGGCUCUGGAAACCAGCACCUAAGGGGCAGCAUUUGUGUCAACUGGAGUCUCCUGAAGGAGCCAGCAACAUCAUGCCUUCUGCUGCUGAUGGUCUCCCACCCUUCACCAGAGACCUCUGCAGCUGCUCUUCCAGGCUCCAGUGAACACCUCAAUCUAAUCUUUUAAUUACCUAGGUUAUUAACUGGUUAUUAUAUUGAUAAUUAAUUCAUGAUUGUCAAUAAAUUGUUAAUUGUUAAUAAACAACAAUGCAAACAAACAACAAUGCUGGCAGCAACAACAAACAGAACCAGAUACCCAACCUCAGCCUUCCCUUGGCUCCAGGCACUUUAUUUUUGCUGUAGUUCCAGUCACAGCUGGACUGGGAAAGGGAGGCAAAUAAUGAAUAAAGCAAUUGCUACAGAAAUUUUAUUUAAGGAGGAAGGAACCAAGGAAUACUCACUCUGGAGAGCUCAAGCACUGUGUAAUCAAUUCUGAAGAACUUAUUGCUGUGAGGGAGUCUCUACAGUAGCCGAAUAGUGACUGGACAACGCUCAAGUUGUUAAAUAAAUAAUGAGAAAACACCGUAUUGAGGGAAGAGCCCUAGCCCUUGGGCCCUUUCAAAAUAUGCAAAUAGAUUAUACUGAGUUCCCCAAAAUACAGAGAUGGAAAUAUCUUCUUGGAACAGUUGAUCACCUCACCAAUUGGUAGCCUUUGUUACCUCAACUGCAACUACCUCCAAAGUGGCUAAGAUGCUAUUAGAACAAAUCAUUCCCAGAUAUGGGAUAACUGAAAGAAUGGACUAGAUAAGGGAACACACUUUACUUCAAAAAUUGUACAUUCCAUGUGUUGUAUUAGACAUAAAUUGGGAAUUCCAUACCCCAUGGCACCCUCAAAGCUCCAGAUGUGUGGAGAGAAUGAAUGCUAUCCUUAAGAACCAUAUUACCAAAUUAAUAUUGAAACCAGAUUAGCAUUAUUACGGAUCAGAACUGCUCCAAGAAAGGACAUAGGAGUUUCUCCCAGUGAAAUGUUAGUUGGGUUACCUUAUCUGGGAAGGGAGGAGGGGUUGCCAGUGGCUGAAACAAAUGACUUACAUCUCAGAAAUUAUUUGCAGGCAAUUGCACUUUCUCUCACGGAUCUUAGAAGAAAAGAGUAGUUACCCCAAACAUCACCCCUAGACUUUCUAUACACCAGGUAAAACCAGGAGAUUGGGUUCUAAUAAAAUCUUGGAACGAUGAUACCUUAAUAGCAGCAUAGAAGGUCCCUUUUAGGUACUUUUAACAACUGAAACAGUUACCAGGAGUGCAGAAAAGGAGUGGUUGGUCUAACUCCUCUCAAGUCAAAGAGCCAGUGGAAGCUCCUCCCCAAAUUUGGACAGUGGUACAAGGAGAUGACCCUUCAAAGUUAAUAUUCAAAACAUGACUUAAUAGUAAACAAUCAUGGGCAAGACUGGACUGACCUUUGUAUUUGCCACCAGAAAGCCUUUUGCUCCACUGUGGGCUGCAAUCCCUUGGGUGUUGAGCAGUGGGAAUAGAAGUCAAACCAGACCUUGACUAAAGAGGAAUAGGAAAUGACGUUCUAAGACUCUGGAAACUGCUGGACGGAGCGCCAUGGCCUCUAUGCUUCACCUCUAGAUCCCUGCAGUGUGCUGUUCUAGUGCACAGAGCUUAGGAAGCAGGAGCGAAGGUAACCUUUGAUGCUACAGUUAAAAUCUGAGGUUUGCAUCAUCCCAGCAAGCACGGAGGAACUGCUAUGGAAGGCACUGCACACAAGUGUAUCUACAUCCUACUUCAGUUGAGUUGGAAGAGAACUAUGGACAGCAACAUGAUCCAACAGCUCAGGAACUUUUAAACAGACUGAAUUUAACACCAACCUAAUAAAUGACUGAUUAAUCUUCCUUAUAACUACUUCACAAAAGGAGCCAGUUUGUAUAGUAAUUACAAGCGACCCCCAACGAAGGAAAUGACUGGCAUCUGACUCCAAGGCUUCGGAAUGCUGAACACUUGCUUUAUUAAAACUAUACUAUUUUGCAUUACAACUAUUUAAAGAGAGAUUACUAUACUAUGCUAUGCUAUGCUAUGCUAUGCUAUGCUAUCAUACUAAAGAAUACUAAAGAAAACUCAUGACUCUCUGCCCGAGAGUCAGGACACAGCUUUGACUGAUUGGCCAAAUGUUGCGGUGUGAUUUCAGGAUCUACACCAGAACUUUGGGCCUCUCCCCUGAUAAUUUCCUGCCAGGUGUGUCAGUCACCUCUCCUUCCCCCUCCCUUGUCCCCUGCUGAGUACUGUCUGUCAUUCCUGGCAUUCCAGAAGGGCGUGGAGUGAUUGGGCAGAUUCAAAGGAUGGCCUCUACCCCUAGGGGGGCAUUGGGCCAUCCAGGUGUCUUUGUCCCUUAGGAGCUCCUCUCCUGUACCUGGCUGGUGGCUUCCUAGUCCUUCCCUCCCCCUCUCCCCAGGGUUAAGAGAGCCAGCAACCACAUGGUUCAAGGUGAGUUCUGUUGGAGCUGGUGCUGGAUUCAGAGGCCUGUGAGCCAGAAUAAAGCUCU